This is a messenger RNA of Micromonas commoda, 1180 nucleotides long. RefSeq lists its product with no specific name. Bases 6 to 1130 code for a protein of 374 amino acids. The transcript has a single exon. Gene Ontology annotation, molecular function: calcium ion binding. The record is from RefSeq and is a predicted model, not a curated record. NCBI's taxonomy places the organism in Eukaryota, Viridiplantae, Chlorophyta, Mamiellophyceae, Mamiellales, Mamiellaceae.
CCAAGAUGGCCACCCUCUACGAGAUGGAGCCCGAUGAUCGUCACAGAUUCCCCAAGGUGACGGAUGACGACAAGGCGGACCACCUGCAGAAGCUCCUCCGCAACCGGUUCGAGGUCCUCACCGGCUACGCGGACAUGAAGAAGCAGACCGCGGAAAUCGAGAAGAGGUUCAAGUACUACGACAGGAACAACUCCGGCACCCUCGACUUCGCCGAAUUCGACGCCGCGCUGACCGAGAUGAACCUCGGCGAUGCGCCCAAGGGAGAAAUCAGGGCGCUCUUUGACCGCUACGACGCCAACGGCGACGAGCAAGUCUCCUACUCCGAGCUCAUUAACGGCGUGUUCGAGGUCCAGCCCCACCCUUUGGCGCAGAAGGAGUCGCGCCGGAUGCUGGAAAACAUCCGCGCGCAGAUCGCCAAGCGCGGCGGGUUGAACGGAAUCCGUAGCCUCGGCAGGUCAUUCCGCAUUAUGGACGACAGCGGCAACGGCAAGAUCGAGCCUGAAGAGCUCCUGUACGGCCUCAGGGAUCAGGGCGUCGAGAUUGAGAGGACCGAGGUCGAGCAGAUCAUGCUCCACUUCGACAAGGACGGGGACGGCAACGUCGUGUUCGACGAGUUCCUCAGGGCGCUCCGCGGUAAGAUGAACCAGCGUCGCAAGAACCUCGUGAAGCUGGCCUUCGGACAGCUGGAUAAGACCGGCGACGGCGUCGUCACCAUGGAGGACCUCAUGAGCAUCUACGACGUCUCCGAGAACCCGGACGUCAUCAACGGCAUUCUCACCCCGGACCAGGCCUUCCAAGAGUUCGCCAAGGUCUGGGACAGGGACCGCAGCGGCUCCAUCCACCUCGAUGAGUUCAUCGACUACUACCAGGACGUCAGCGCGAGCAUCGACAACGACGACUACUUUGAGCUCAUGAUCCGCAACGCGUGGCACAUCUCCGGCGGCGAGGGCCAAUACGAGAACACCGCCAACCUUCGGGUGCUGGUGAUCCACGACGACGGCUCGCAGGAGGUUGUGGAGAUCCAGGACGACCUCGGCCUGGACGUCAACGACUUCCCGGCCAUCAGGAAGAAGCUCUUCAUGCAGGGCGUGAAGAACAUUAAGAAGGUUGAGGUGGCAUCCGCGAUGUAAAGAGUUUUAAGCCCCGAGAUUUUCUUGUGAUAAUAAGCUGCCUUUGCCUU